UCAAGACCCAAGUCUGAAUAUCCAAGAAGCCAAGGGAAACUGGGCGAAUCGGAAAUUUCUUUCUCACCAAAUGUCGGUUGAAUCUUAUGCCGAUUACGAUAUUCAGGGUCCGGAUAACCCGAUGGCAUACCAAUGA
Molecule: messenger RNA, 136 nt
Organism: Ambispora gerdemannii
Lineage: Eukaryota; Fungi; Glomeromycota; Glomeromycetes; Archaeosporales; Ambisporaceae
Source: the annotation of a GenBank genome assembly